GGGUYCAUCGUUGGAGACUGUAGCGCGCCUUGCUUGAUCGCCGUGGCUAAAAUCUAUCCUACACAACKAAAACCACCAAUCUAGACCAGAUUAUUUAACACCRCAGCUGUUAAAACUUGACCAAUGAUCAGGUUUUCAGUAAUUUGUACCCUUAUUUUCUGCGUAUUACUACAAAGAACUACGUCCCAGGUUAUAAAGAACUCUGGUGAUGCGUGGGGSAACUGGUCGCCAUGUUCUCGUACAUGUGGGGUUGGUGUUAUGUUUCAAGAUCGGAAAUGUCUAGAUGUCACGGACGAUGGGUCCUGCCCUGAACCGAAUCGGCAAUACAGAACGUGUAACAUUCAGGACUGUCCCGGGGGAUCUGGAGAUUUUCGGUUUGAACAGUGUGCCAAAUUCAACAACAGAACACUCGAAGGAGUCAAAUAUGCUGAUUGGGUCCCUUACAUUCCUGAGCACGAUGUUUGUGGGUUGAACUGUAUGCCUAAAGGAGGAUACUUCUACUAUCGAUGGGCCAACAAAGUCACCGAUGGCACGAGGUGUGGACCAGAAUCCUAUGACAUAUGCAUCRAUGGAAAGUGUCAGCCUCUAGGAUGCGAUCUUAUUAUGCACUCGACGGCAAAGGAAGACAAAUGUCGAGUGUGUAAUGGCAAUGGUGAGAAUUGUCGAACGAUCACUGGUGAAUACAAUGGCUUUGGCAAUCAUAAUUAUAAAGAGUUCUUGAUUAUACCUCCAAGUGCAACGAAUAUCCUCAUUACUGAAGCAGACUUCUUUGGACACUAUCUAGCUCUCUCAGAUGAAAAGGGCAAAUACUUUUUCAAUGGCAACUUUGAGAUCAAAAAUCCWCGYACCUACAAGAUUGCAGGCGCACUAUUCCGUUACGAAAGAACGGACUGGGGUCAAGAAACCAUUCGUUCACUCGGACCAACAACUGAGCCUGUUCACGCCUCGGUUUUGCUACUUGAUAGUGUCAAGAACGCUGGUAUAAAGUACGAAUUUUCAAUACCAAAACAUAUAAAAGUGCUUCCCAAGAUUUCAGAAUACAAGUGGAAAAUGGGCGAAUAUAAACCUUGUAGUGCAUCUUGUGCCGGAGGUUAUCAAACUCGUAAUGUGGUUUGCAUAAGGGUACGUGACCAAAAAMAAUUUGAUGAAAAUAAAUGUGAGUCCAAGGAAAGACCAACGACUACWAGACGAUGUAAUACACAGUCAUGCCCAUCAAGAUGGUUUAUUGGUGAUUGGAGUUCCUGUUCAGUAACAUGCGGUCGAGGUAAACAGGUCCGUCGUAUUCACUGUGAGCACGUGAUCGAAAGAGGAGAACCACAAAUGAUACCUGAUGACAGAUGUCAGUCACCAAAACCAAUAUCUAUGAGGACCUGUAUGCUGAAGAGGUAUUGCCCMACAUGGAACUCUGCCGGAUGGUCACAGUGCUCCGCGUCUUGUGGUGAAGGCCGGGUCUCUCGUCAAGUCGCCUGCCAAGAUGUUUCUGGAAAAACUUUACCCGACUCAAGCUGUGACUUGAACAAUAARCCAAGAAACGUAGCUAGAUGUAACCCAGGCCCCUGUACCGUCAAAUGGAUCGCCACGAAUUGGAGUCCGUGCUACCCAAGAUGUGGUCAGGGAAUCAGCACAAGAAUGGUUUACUGUGUGAGUAUAAAGAACGAAGACCAAAAAUACCCAACCAGCUUAUGUAACAACAGCACAAAACCAGUCAGCCGUAAAGGGUGUGUCAACGAGGGUGUGUGCACGGCCAUGUGGCAUGGRUCACAGUGGAGCAGGUGUACGACGUCUUGCGGUGUCGGGAUGCAGAUGCGUAACGUGAUGUGUGCCGUUCAAGAUGGUAACGUACUGAGGAUUGUCUCGUACAAACAAUGCAACGCGUCCUACUCUAUGCCUAGAGUAAGAAAAUGUAUCAAAAGACCCUGUCAUUCAGGAUGGUAUAUCCACCAAUGGGAACCGUGUUCCAGAUCAUGUGGUCAUGGUAUCAGAAGACGGGACGUAACGUGCAUGGCUGAUAGUAAAAUUGUCCCGGAUGGACGAUGGUGCAAUAAAAAAGACAAGCCAGUUCAAUUUGAAUCUUGCUAUGUCCAGGCUUGCAAGGAUGUUUCUGCUAAAACAACAAGGCAGCCAACUACGACAGCUUCCACGACAACGACUGAACGAACCACUACCGAAACGUUAAUAACAACGCAAGAAACGACCACAAGAACACCUAAAACAACGAAACCUUCGACUAYGGAAACGCCGACUACAACGCAAAAGCCGACUACAAGCACGCCAACUACUACAGAGGAACCCACUACGAAAACACCAACAACAACGCAGGAGACAACUACAAGCAAACCAACAACUACCGAAUAUCGCACUACGGAAACGCCAACCACGACGAAAGAAACAACGACACCCACGACUACGCAACUACCGACUACAGAAACGCCUACCACAACGCAAGAAACAACGACAAGCGAACCAACUACUACGGAGGAACCCACUACAAAAAUGCCAACAACAACGCUGGAAGCAACUACAAGCAAACCAACUACGCAGAAAACCACUACGGAAACGCCAACCACGACAUUAGAAACGACUACAUUGAAGCCUAUUACAACGCAUCUAACAACUACGGAAACAACAACCACAGCUACGGAAAAAACGACUAGAAAAUUAAUCAUACGUGAACCUAAAACUACAGUGUCUAUUGUUAAUGUGACGAUAGUUCAACCUCCGCAAGACGUUGUGCGAUAUUUGAACUCCGAAGUCUUGCUAAAAUGCCGUGCCACAGGAAGCCCAGCUCCUAAAAUCACCUGGCGGAAAGAAAUGAUGCCCGUUAGCGCUAUGGGAGAACGAUUUAAAGUCCUCGAGGACGGUACUUUGAGAAUAAACAAACUUCGUUCACAAGACGAGGGGAAGUACACGUGCUUUGCAUCGAACUUUGUGACCCCGUUAGUGAGCGCUUCUUGUAAAUUGACAGUAAUAGUCCCAGUCUUCACUACAAUAUAUCCGUCAAAUAAUUUUGAGAUAUCAGUCGGAGAUGAUAUCGCUUUGGAAUGUUUUGUACAAGGCAAGCCAAUUCCAAGAGUAACUUGGUACAAAGACAGAAUAAUAAUAUCUUCAAGCAGUAACAAGACUUCGCACAAGCUUAAAAUCCCGAAAGCUACUUUAAGAGACGCGGGAACCUAUGAGUGUCAUGCGGACCAUGGCUACGGUAGUCAUUCAGCAUCUGUUGCUGUUGACGUCAACGAUACAG
Messenger RNA from Exaiptasia diaphana, 3241 nucleotides. Its product is annotated as ADAMTS-like protein 2. Gene Ontology annotation, molecular function: metalloendopeptidase activity. The record is from RefSeq and is a predicted model, not a curated record. Gene Ontology annotation, biological process: extracellular matrix organization. Gene Ontology annotation, cellular component: extracellular matrix. NCBI's taxonomy places the organism in Eukaryota, Metazoa, Cnidaria, Anthozoa, Actiniaria, Aiptasiidae.